Molecule: messenger RNA, 2094 nt
Organism: Cyphellophora attinorum
Lineage: Eukaryota; Fungi; Ascomycota; Eurotiomycetes; Chaetothyriales; Cyphellophoraceae
Product: Sorting nexin mvp1
Exons: 3
Coding region: 1-2094 (697 amino acids)
Biological process (GO): retrograde transport, endosome to Golgi; protein targeting to vacuole
Cellular component (GO): endosome
Molecular function (GO): phosphatidylinositol-3-phosphate binding
Source: RefSeq, a predicted model, not a curated record
AUGUCUGGCGGACUGUUUGGUGACGCCUCGCCAGCCGAGUCUGCCCCAGCCAACUCCAACUCCAUCUUUGGCAGCGAGCCUGCUGCUGCCUCGAGUUCUUCCCUCUUCAACGACGACGAUAACAAUGCUUCUCCUUGGUCUAUGCCAACCCCAAAGAAAAUUGCACGUCAAAACCUACUGAAGAGCUUGCUGCCCGCGACCGAAGUUCCUGAGUCCUACGUUGAUGCGUACGAUACCACUCUAGAGCACGAGAGCAAUCGGAGUGGCAUUUCCUUCCUGACCGUUGAUAAGAUCGUUCGGUCGAGUAAUCUCAGUACUAGCGACACUGAGCGCAUAUUUGGCCUCAUCGCGCCUGGAGGUACCAGAAGCGAGGCAUUCCAAAGGAACGAAUUCAACGUCGUUUUAGCUCUUAUCGGGCUUGCACAAGAAGGCGAAGAGAUCAGCUUAGACGGCGUGGACGAGAGACGCAGGCGCCUUCCGCAACCGAAGAUACCAUACAUUCAGCAGCUACAGUCCGCGACUCGACAGCAGAAGGCCGCAGCGACGGAAAUCCCGAAGCCAGCGCCGAACAAGCAGGCCGCUCAAAGAAAAGAGUCGUUCGGUGACGACCCCUGGGCAAGUCCAUCGAACAAAAAAUUGCCGCCGCCAUCCACUGCUGCCCAUACCACACCUAACGGUGGCACGAGUCCAGCAAACACCAGAUCGAACGACAUGGAACGAACCACGAGCAGCUUCACCACAAAUGCGGGCGAUGAUCUAGCUGGAGAAUCUCCACCAAAUGCCCGACCCAAUAUCAACAACGGAUGGGACAGCUACAAUGGCACAUCUGGUGGCUUUUCCGAGCAACCUACUCUGGGUGGUGGCUUUGGCGACACGGGUGAUGAUGACGGUGCGCCACAACGGCCUCGUCCGGCACAGUCAGGAAGUGUGGUACUUCCUAAGUCGACGGGAGAAGCGGUCCAAGUCACACUGCUGCCAGAGAAAGAAGGCAUGUUCCUGUUCCAGCACCACAACUACGAGGUAAAGACUGUGCGGCGUGGGACCAGCGUCGUCAGGCGAUACAGCGACUUCGUCUGGUUGCUAGACUGCCUGCAAAAGCGAUAUCCUUUCCGACGACUACCGCUAUUACCUCCGAAGCGCGUCCAGGUUAAUGGAACGCAUCUCGCCGGAGACGUCUCAGGCUUCCUUGAAAAGCGCCGCAAGGGUCUUGUGCGCUUUGCAAAUCAGCUCGUGGAGCAUCCUGUUCUCAGUCAAGAAACGCUUGUGCGCACUUUCAUGGAAGUACCAACAGAACUCGCCGUGUGGCGCAAACAGGCCACGAUAUCUGUACAGGAGGAAUUCACCGGCAAAUCUCUCCCACCAACGUUGGAAGACAGCUUGCCUUCUACCCUUCCCGAUCUCUUCGAGCAAGUCAGAUCGGGAGUCAGGAGGUCUGCUGAGAUCUACAUCAAUCUUUGCGUCCUACUCGAGAGGCUUGCGAAACGUAACGAAGGUCUGGCUGCAGACAGCUACAAGUUCAGUCAAGCUCUUCAAAGCCUCACCGAGAGCAGCGCCGACACUUAUGCCAUUGACAACAACGACGUGCCCCUGCUCAACGAUGGUAUUGGCGCCUCUUCCAAACACUUCUCAGCCAGCCAAACAGUAUUGGAGGACGAAGCUAAGGCGUGGGAACACAACAUUCUAGAAGACCUGAAGACCAUUCGCGACUCCAUGGUCUCUAUGCGCGACAUGUUCGACAGACGCGACCGCUACGCGCGCGACACCAUUCCUCAACUUGAGAAGCGCAUCGAUGCAUCAACGGCCAAAUUGCAGCAACUGCGAUCGAAACCGCGCGGAGCCGUCAAGCCCGGCGAGGUUGAGAAGGUCGAGAGCAGUAUCAUUUCUGACAAGGAAAGCAUAGUGGCUCAGCAUGCUCGUGGCGUUUUCAUCCAAGAGUGUGUACGCGACGAGAUCAUCACCUUCCAGACGACCAUUCACGGUAUUUCCAGGUUUCAUCAAGAAUUUGCGCAGGAGAGAACAAAGUACGCCGAAUUGCAGGCCAGCAAUUGGCGCCAGCUUGUUGACUCUGUCGAGUCUAUGCCUACGGGAGAGUAG